Messenger RNA from Sinocyclocheilus grahami, 2203 nucleotides. RefSeq names its product protein phosphatase 1, regulatory subunit 16B (gene ppp1r16b). The record is from RefSeq and is a predicted model, not a curated record. Gene Ontology annotation, biological process: establishment of endothelial barrier; regulation of sprouting angiogenesis. Gene Ontology annotation, cellular component: cytoplasm. The coding region runs from base 235 to 1641 and encodes 468 amino acids. Gene Ontology annotation, molecular function: enzyme inhibitor activity; myosin phosphatase regulator activity; protein binding. The transcript has 10 exons. NCBI's taxonomy places the organism in Eukaryota, Metazoa, Chordata, Actinopteri, Cypriniformes, Cyprinidae.
UGCGAGUGAGUUCCUGCUGUCUGGCCCCGCCCGGGAGGAGUGACUUCAGUCCGGAGCUCGAGCUCUCCAGACUCCUUCACCUCACGCGCCACACACACCAGCACACUUUCCCGCGAUUAACAUUUGGAUUACAACUGCGUUUCGCGCGCGCGGUUCAGGAUGAAGGGUGGAGGUUUGGCAGGGAGCUGCAGCCCCUGCUAGAUUCCCCGCCUCGCCUUCAUCAUCAUCAUCAUCAUGGCCAGUCACCUGGAGCUGCUGACGGAGCUGCAGCAGCUGGAUAAGGUGCCCAGUCUGGAACGGCUCAGAGCCGCGCAGAAGCGUCGCAUGCAGCAGCUCAAGCGAUGGGCCGUCUACGAGAAAGAAAUGCAGAACAAGAAGCGAAAGGGCGACAAACGCCGCGGCCACUGGAACCUGCGGGAGAACCGCAAAAGGGUUUCGUUUGCGGCGAGCAUCGCUCUGCUGGAGGCCUCGUCGAGGAACGAUCCGGAUGAAGUGCGUUAUCUACUGAAGAACAACGUGAGUCCUGAUCUGUGUAACGAAGACGGACUGACGGCCCUACACCAGUCUCUGAUGAUCUGGUGUCUCCGCAGCGGCGCUGAUCUCUUAGCAGUGAACUCAGACGGUAACAUGCCCUAUGACCUCUGUGAGGACGACCCCACGCUCGACAUCAUCGAGACCGCCAUGGCCAACCGAGGCAUCACACAGGAGAUGAUCAAUGAGACGAGAGCAGCGGUGGAGAGGAGGAUGCUGGGAGAUAUUCAGAACCUCCUGCAGGAUGGAGCCGACGUCAACCGACACGACUCCCAGGGGGCCACGCUGCUGCACGUCGCAGCGGCAAACGGUUUCGCACAGGUUGCAGAGAUGCUGUUAGAGGGCGGAGCCAGAACAGAGAUGAGGGAUUCUGAUGGGUGGACGCCGUUACAUGCCGCUGCAUGCUGGGGACAGGUGCAUGUGGCCGAGCUUCUGGUUUCUCAUGGUGCCGAUCUAAACGCCAAGACGUACUUGGAGGAGACGCCUAUAGAUCUGUGGGAGGGAACUGGUCUGGGUUCUUCUUCUGUGGUGGUGAUUACGUCACACUCGUUGUUCUUUGGCUGCUUGUGCAGGAAAGUGGUGCGCAGGGCGAGUGUGUCCGACAGACACAAUCUCUGCAGGAAGGAGUAUCAGACCGAAGCCAUCGUGUGGAGAGGAGGACGAGAGGAAGAGGAGCGAGAGCGGGAGUCUGAUCAGGAACACAGCCUCUCGACGCAGCCCGACGACGCUCCUCGAGCAGCGGGGAUCCUGAAGGAAGACGGCGGACAGAACGGCUGCAUCUCCAGCACUCCAGCGCCGGCCGCUGACCCCGUGACCCUUGACCCCGCGCCCUCCGCCGAGGAGCCCAAGCACAAAGAGCAUGCACAGACACUGUCCGAACUCAAGAAGCAGCGCGCCGCCGCCAAACUCCUCACCCAUCCCGUCCUCAACGGCCACCUGGGAAACGGCUCGACCAGAGCCAGCCCCGAGGAUCCGCGCAUGCCGCUGGUCUCGUCCAAUGGCAGCGCAGUUUACUUCACACCUGCCAGCGGAGACCCGCCCCUUCUGAGGUUCAUGCAGCCAAUAGAAGACGAGGAUCCCAAGAGUGACAGCUGCUGCUGCAUCUCAUAGAUCCGACGAGAGGAUCUCGAGCGAUCCGGUUAUCACCCGCUUUUAUUUCUCGAUCCGAGCCUGGAAGUGUGACGACCCCUCUCUGAAUCCUGUGCAGGAACGGGAACUUCUCAGAGGAGGAAGGAAAUGACCUCAUUCAGGCUUCCCAGGUUAAAUGUGGGACUUAUGCUUCUCUAUUUCACUUCCAGCAGCAGACGAUUCCUUCCAGCUGUGUAAUGUGCGAUUGUGCAGAUCUUCAGCUUAGUGGUGUUAUACAGACCGACAGACGUGUUCCUCUCCUGUACAGUAUUUAUUUGUAUAUGUGCAUAGAGCCACUCUUCUAUAAGAUUAUUUAUUGUAUUCCAGAGAGAUGAAGUGACGGAUGGAGCACAAACAAGUCAGUAUUUUUCUAUGACAGUGUUAUAAUGACCAGAUGAAGUAUUUGAACUCACAUUUCACACUCAAAUCACAAGAACGGCGUAGCCAGCCUCUGAUAUGUUGUGCAUCUAGUGCGGUCAAAUAAAUUAAUCGCGAUUAAUCGCAUCCAAAAUAAAAGUCUUUGUUACAUAAUAUAUGUGUGUGU